GGGCAGUCGACGAGGCUCCCCCUGCUGGGACGUGGCUGUAAGCCUUAGAUAUAAAGUGAAGUAUUGUAUCUUUAUGUUGAAUAAACUAUCUUAAGCACAAACGAACAUUACAUGGUGUCAGAAGUGAAGAACAUUAAAUUAAAUUAAAAAGAAGAAUUGCGAGAAGGUCUCGUUAAUCGUGGGAAAGGAAGUAAAGUGGUAACAUAACCUAAAAUAUUCAAAGACCACGUGGUAACGAUGGAUAAUUUUAAGCCUCCAGUGGGACUGGAUUUGAAGGAUAAUGCAGCAAAUAAUUUAAAGAACUUCAAACAAAGGUUUGAAAUAUUUGUAACAGCUAUUAGCGAGAAAGAAAUAAAGGAAACUCGCAGAGUGGCAAUGCUGUUGAAUUGCAUUGGAGAAGAUGCGUUAGAUGUGUUUAAUACAUUUGGACUGCUGGCAGAAAGUCUCACAACUAAAUCCAUAUUUGAGAAGUUUGAAGAAUAUGUGAAGCCUAGAGUGAAUAUAAUAAUAGAGAGACAUAAAUUUCACACAAGGCGUCAACAGGUGAAUGAACCAUUCGACAGUUUCCUUACUGAUCUGAGAAAACUGCGGACUAAACUGCCAAUGGUGAAAAAGUUACUAAAACCAAAGAUUCGUACUGUAAUUCAUGCGCUAAGAGAUAAGCAGCGAGUAAAAAAAAUGUAUUAUGAUCGCGGUGCAAAAGAGAGAAAGGAGUUUAAGAUAGGUGAUACGGUAGUGGUAAGAAAUAAGACUGAAUGGGAACCGGCGGUGAUAACGGAAAUAUGCAAAAAACCGAGAUCGUACUUUUUAAGAAAUAAAAGGGGCAAUACAAUUAGGCGUAAUUCGUAUCAUAUUAAAAAGUCUGUAAACAGCGCAAGUGAUGUCACCGACAUUAAUAUUGAAGACGAGAUAACUCUGUGCGAGGAGAAAGACAAAAAAGAUAUAAGCGAUAAAAAUAAUAUUAUUACUAGAAGCGGUAGAAUUGUAAGAAGACCGGCGUACUUUAACAUUACCUAAUAUUAAAGCUAAGGAAGGGAGGUGUAAUAGUAGGAUGCCUGCGUAUGUGUGCAAGGAGUGUGCGUGUAAGAAGAUGGGGCAGUCGACGAGGCUUCCCCUGCUGGGACGUGGCUGUAAGCCUUAGAUAUAAAGUGAAGUAUUGUAUCUUUAUGUUGAAUAAACUAUCU
Messenger RNA from Colletes gigas, 1184 nucleotides. RefSeq lists its product as uncharacterized. The transcript has a single exon. NCBI's taxonomy places the organism in Eukaryota, Metazoa, Arthropoda, Insecta, Hymenoptera, Colletidae. The record is from RefSeq and is a predicted model, not a curated record. The coding region runs from base 238 to 1017 and encodes 259 amino acids.